AUGGAAAGUCGCAGUUAGCGUCCCCAUUGAAAGGAGGAUGAAAUGUUACUCUGAUUGCUUGUAAAAAUAUUGUUUGAGGAUUAUUUUUCCCGUUAAAUACCCAACUCCGGUUACUUAUGAAACAGCCCGGAAUUAAACCACACGCUCCCAUUUCUCGGCAGUGAAAAAUAUAAGAAAAACCACAACUAAAGCUCCCCGGCGAAAUCUAACCGUAUAACCUCAACUUAACGUCGGCUUCACACUCCAUUGUAUCCUGUUUUACAAUUGGAUCGUGCUAAACACGUAAAGAAAAAGAGCGUGAAUCUAACACUUCCUAUGCCGGUAUGAUAUCUCCCUAUCAAGGCUCUUCUGAUGGACCCACUCGCUGCUCCAGUCGUUUGUAACCACGAGAGUACUCCCACCGUACACCUGGAAGAUAAGGAUAGAGGGAGAAACAAAUCGAGAGAAAAAACGAACAGAACUUCUAGAGAGAGGAACAGAGUACUGUGGAGAGAGAAAGACUCUGAAGAAGAUCUGAAAUCGAACAACCGAAGAUGGAGGAAGGAUUUUGUUCUCUAGAUUUGUUGUGUUUCUAGUUGGAUUAAGUGGUAAAAACUUUGGGAGCUUUCAAGUUUGGAAGGUGAAAUUAGAGUUUUUGGUGCGGAGGUAGUUAAACUGUAGUUUGGAUUGAUUGGAGAAGGUGAAUUGUUUGAUUAGAGACUGGAAAAAGGGGAAAUUAGGGUUUUAAACCCUAAUAUAUAUGUAUGGAUUCGGGGACAGUGGUUGGAGAAGGAAAAGACGGUGAGAGAGAGAAGCAGAGGUACAUGGAGAGCAAGGUUUAUACUAGGAAAGCUUUUAAGGAUCCCAAGAAAAACAGUCUUCUCACCACCACAACCAACAACAUCAACGUCAACAGCGCUGCUGUCAGCACAACCGCCGCCUCUGAUACUGUGAAGAACGAGGAUAACUCCAAUGACAAUAACAACAGCGAAAACAACAACAACAACUCCGCUGAAGCACCAGCUCAUCCUCUGCCAUUAGGGUAUGGGGAUCCAGCUGACCAACAGCCUGCUCCGCGCGUAGAUACUGCAGUGUCUGAUGACUCUUCAAGUCCUAACAAGAAGCAGGUUGUGGCAGGCAACGGAGCUGUGAAGCCCAGUUCUGAGAACCGGGUGAAGUUCAAUUUGGCUUCAAGGUCAAAGCAGGAGAUGCAGGAACUGAGGAGGAAGCUGGAGACUGAGCUUGAUUUGGUGAGGAAUUUGGUGAAGAGGAUUGAAGCUAAAGAAGGCCAAAUAAUUGGGUUUAAUAAUUUCCGUGUUCCAUUGAAUGACAGUCUUGAUUAUGGAUUCAAGAGGUUUCAACCAGAGGUGGCUUCAGUGGGUAUUUCUAAGGAGCCUGUUAAGCAAUCAAGGUCUUUGAACCAGUUGAAUAUUUCUGUCUUGGAAAAUAGUCAGGGUGCAAAUGAAAAUUUGGAGAAGGAGAAGAGAACACCUAAGGCCAAUCAGUUCUAUCGAAAUUCUGAGUUUUUGCUUGCAAAAGAUAAGUUCCCGCCAGCUGAGAGUAACAAGAAAUCGAAAUUGAAUGGAAAGAAGCAAGGAGGAGGUGAAUUCACUCAUGGGUUUGGUAUAGGUAACAAGUUCUUUAAGAGCUGUAGUUCUUUGCUUGAAAGACUAAUGAAGCAUAAGCAUGGUUGGGUCUUUAAUACUCCUGUUGAUGUCAAGGGUUUGGGUUUGCAUGAUUACUAUAGUAUCAUUGAGCAUCCAAUGGAUUUGGGUACUGUGAAAUCAAGCCUUAACAAGAACUGGUACAAGUCACCUAGAGAGUUUGCAGAGGAUGUGAGACUGACAUUUCGCAAUGCCAUGACAUAUAAUCCUAAGGGACAAGAUGUUCAUGUAAUGGCCGAACAGUUAUCAAAGAUAUUUGAGGACAAAUGGACUGCUAUAGAGGCAGAUUAUAUUCGAGAUAUGAGACUUGCAAUAGAAUAUGAAGUGAGUCUUGCUAUGCCAACACCCAGAAAGUCACAUCCAAUGCUACCACCACCGCUUGAUAUGAGAAGGAUCUUGGAUAGAUCAGAGUCGAUAAUACGUCCUGUUGACGUGAGACGAAAACUGAUUGUUACUACUCCAGGUAGGAGCCCUACUCCAAAAAAGCCUAAGGCAAAGGAUCUGUAUAAGAGGGAUAUGACUUAUGAGGAGAAGCAGAAGCUUAGCACUAACCUUCAGAGUUUGCCUUUGGAGAAGCUGGACAACAUUGUACAGAUUAUUAAGAAAAGGAAUUCAGCUCUCUUUCAACAUGACGGUGAAAUUGAAGUGGAUAUUGACAGUGUGGAUACUGAGACUCUCUGGGAGCUAGAUAGAUUUGUUACCAACUACAAGGAAAGUUUGAGCAAAAACAAGAGAAAAGCUGAACUUGCCAUUCAAGCUGGAGCAGAAGCUGAGCAGAUUGCACCAGAGAAGUUGCAGACCCCAGCUCCUGUUUUGGUGGAAGUGCCAAAAGAAGCCACAACUGAUGAGCAGAAUAUGUCCACAUCACCUGCUGAAGUGGAAAAGCACGGACAUAAUGCUAGUAGGUCUAGUAGUUCCAGUAGCUCUAGCAGUGAUUCUGGGUCUUCUGCAAGUGACUCUGAUGGUGAAAGUUCCUCAGCGUCUGGGUCUGAUGCUAGACAUUCACCAUUGUCUUGAAUGUUUUUGAUUCAGUGGCUGAUCUAAGAAUUUAGAGUAGGUGCUGAUCCAUUGUGAUCCUGAAGCUUUCCAGAAUCUCUUUUAUGAAAUUGAAGUAGCAUUUGGAGUAGUUUAUGGUGCCUGGAACUCGAAGGGUUCCAUCCAUUUAGCCACUGCAGAGUGCAGAGCGGGUCUGUUUCUGCUUUUGUUGGAAGUCGAAACUAGGCUACAACACUCUCCAUGUGGACAAUCUGUAUAAUAUGGGUAGAAUGUGGUGUCCAUGGUUAGGAAAAUUUAGGUUUCUUUUACGUGGCACGUGUACAUUGCUAACUGCUGCUACUCAUCCUUAGUUUCAGGGGGCUUUUCUUUUCUUUUUUUUUUUUUUUUUGGGUUUAUGGUGUGGCAGAUUCAGGAGUCUUCGAUGUUAUAUACAGAAAAUUGCAUUGUAAUUCAAGUUAUGAAUUCAUAAUUGCUUCUCAUGAAAUAAUUAGUGAUUGGUUGUCUUAUUUGUUGGCACUUGGCAUCUCUCUU
Durio zibethinus is the source of this 3170-nucleotide messenger RNA. RefSeq names its product transcription factor GTE4-like. Lineage: Eukaryota; Viridiplantae; Streptophyta; Magnoliopsida; Malvales; Malvaceae. Gene Ontology annotation, molecular function: protein binding. The record is from RefSeq and is a predicted model, not a curated record.